AUGGUACGUGGUAUUCAGCAUACUGAGAAGCUUUUCAAAGGAGAGAUUUCAACGACCAUAUUGGAACGACGUCUGGAGGGAACUUCUCUAUUGGACUUUGCUAGAGCAUUAGAUUUGGUGAUAGCAAACUCGAGUUUCCCGAAGAAGGUGGAGCACUUGGUCACCUUCCGUAGUUCGGUGGCCAUAAAUCAGAUUGAUUAUCUUCUCUAUAGGAAGUUCGAUAGAGGUAUUUGCACGGAUUGCAAGCUCAUCCCGAGUGAGAACCUCACGGCCCUUCAUAGGCUCCUGGUCAUGGACCUUGAGAUCAUGAGGAAGAAGAGGAAGAGGUGCAUUAGGGAAGCCGCUAGAGAGGUAUUUGGGAUCUCGAAGGGUUACUUUGGUGGACAUAGAAGAGAAUGCCGGUGGAAUGGAGAGGUGCAAGGAAAAGUGGAGACCAAGAAAGCGGUAUAUCUAAAGCUAGUUGAAAGUGUAGACGAGGAGGAGAGAAGAAUGAAUAAGGAGCAAUAUAAGUUGGCUAAAAAUGAGGCUAAAUUAUCAGUUAUAGCGGCUAAGACUGCAACUUUUGGUCGUUUGUAUGAAGAACUCGAGGGCCGAGGUUGGGAUAAGAGGUUGUUCAAGCGGAUUAGAGUUGAGGAGGUUGGGGAGGUUAUGCGUAAGAUGAGCAGGGGCAGAGCGACUAAGCUGGAUGAAAUUCCGGUGGAGUUUGGAAGAGUGCGGGCAAGAUGGGAUUGGGGUGGCUCACUAGGCUCAUUUGGUACCUAUCCCCCAACAGGAGCUAUUGGCGGCUCCUCAACUGCUGCUCUGGUAGGUGCCCUAGUUGCGGCACGUGAUCCUCUUCAGCCUUUGCCUCUACCCCUAGGGACACCUGCUUCAAAGGAAGCGUCAUUAGUAACUGCAGCUCUUGUCCUCACCAUUUGUGAGAGAACGGAAUGA
Nicotiana tabacum (common tobacco) is the source of this 933-nucleotide messenger RNA. The record is from RefSeq and is a predicted model, not a curated record. NCBI's taxonomy places the organism in Eukaryota, Viridiplantae, Streptophyta, Magnoliopsida, Solanales, Solanaceae.